Arabidopsis arenosa is the source of this 1212-nucleotide messenger RNA. NCBI's taxonomy places the organism in Eukaryota, Viridiplantae, Streptophyta, Magnoliopsida, Brassicales, Brassicaceae. The record is from the annotation of a GenBank genome assembly.
AGUAACUUAAAUCACUCAGCCUCUUCCAAAGUCACAUCCAUCUUCCAAUGGCUUCUUCUUCAGCUCACCUCAACCACCACCAACCUUCGAACAAGCACGGUGGAGCCACGGCGGCGCCUCCGCCAACUCCUUCAUGCUCACAUCUCAACACCACCAGCAAAUCUGAGACAGCAGUCGACCCUCUCUCCAGCCUUUUCCACCGUCUCCCUCCUUUUCUUUCACUCCCCAACCGCCGCUUCUCCGACUCGGCAUCCUCAAUCGCUUCUCUUCCGAUGGUAUCUCUCUCCGCUGGAGAUCGACGUAGCUGGGACGAUCUUAUCUCCGCCGUGACUGAUUUAGGCUAUUUCCAACUCACUAACGAUGACUCCGAUAUUGUUUUCCCUCCUGAGCUCGCUGAAGCAGCCGAGUCUGACUCACUCUCGCUCUUAGAGCUCAGUGAAGAGAAAAUAGAAUCGUCGUUUCCAAAGAACUGGCCGCUGGGCUACGAAGCGGAUGCUGAAACGCCAUCGUUUUGCCUUGACGCCGACUGUUCAACCGAGUCUAGCGAGUUGAAUCUGAGUUCGCUCCGCGAGUUCACUCGGACUCUGGAGAAAGUUGGACUUAAGACGAUAGAGAUGCUGGCGAAUGCACUCGGGUUUGAAUAUGACUCGACCCGGUUUAAUACUCUAAUGUGGUAUCAGAUUAGGGAACAGAAGUAUUGUUUGCUAACCGAGUCUGGUUGGGUGUCCGUUUUGCCUCGAGUUGACUCGGUUCUGGUGACGUUAGGUGACAUUGCUCAGGUUUGGAGAAAUGGAGAGGUCAAAAGAGUGAAAUAUCGACCGGUGUUGUGUUCAAGACAAAACAAUGGUCCAAAAAAGUGUGUAACAAUGACAUUGAUGCUUACACUUCCCAUGGACAGUAUGGUUUCACCAUUGAAAGAUAUGAUCAGUGACGGUGACAAAGAAGAAGAGUAUGCAGAGGAGGAGGAGGAAGAUGGAGGAGCAAGAAGUGAUGAUAAAAAGGCAUUUAGGUCUUUUCGUUUCGAGGAGUACGCAUGGAGAGUGUACCAAGAACGUCUCUUCUUCAGGGAUCCACUGGACAGAUACAGAAUCAAAUCUUAGAAAGAUUGAAGAACUGAUGUUUGGUUUGUUUGUUUCCGGGGUUGAAUUAUUUGGUACUAGAGUCGAGUCUUGUUGUUACUAUUUUUUUCUUCCAUAAAACUUUCUGAUUUUU